AUGAAGAAAAUUAAGAAUGAAGACAUUAGAAAAAUAAAAAGAAAAAAAGCAAAAUAAAGGAGAUAAAAUGAAAAAAAGAAAGAAAAAUGGUAUAAUCCGAAAUAUAACACAUACAUAUAUAUUUCAGGAUUACCAAAAAAUAUUACUAUUGAAAAAUUGGAUUAAUUCUUUUCCAGAGCCGGAGUCAUAAGAAAAGAUCAUGUAUCAUUAGAAAAGAAAAUUAAAAUUUAUAAGGAUAAAGAUGGUAGUCCUAAAGGAGAUGCUGCUAUUAGUUAUACAAUGAUUGAAAGUAUUGAUUUGGCUAUUACUAUGCUUGAUUAAAGAGAAAUUGAACCAGGGUAUAUUAUUAAAGUUGAAAAAGCCUAGUUUAAUUAACAUGGAGAAUAAUAUAAGAAAAGAUUGGGAGAAAAAUAAAAUAAUUGUGAUAAAGUCAAAAAACUUUAAAAUUAAGCGGAAAUCAAAUAAUAGUUGGGAUGGGAAGAUGAAGAUUAAAUAGAUACCGGAUUAAAAAUUGUUACUAUUAAAAAUUUAUUUAAUCCAAAUUAGGAAAAAAGUGAUACUUUCUAUGAAGACCUACAAAGUGAAGUUAUUUAGGAAAUCUAAAAUUCUGUUGGACCUGUUUAAAGGUUCAAAAUUUUCGAAAAUAACCCUGAAGGAGUGGUAUAAAUUAAAUUUAAGAACAGUUAGAUUGCUUAGAAAUGUAUUGAAAUUAUGAAUGGAAGGUUUUUUGAUGAAAAGCAAUUGAUAUGUGAAUAUUGGGAUGGUGUUACUGAUUAUAAAACUGAUAAGAAUGAAAUAGAAGAUGAGGAUUAAAGACUUGAUGAUUUUGGUAAAUGGAUUGUAGAAAAAAAUAAAGAAUAAUUGUGA
Molecule: messenger RNA, 867 nt
Organism: Ichthyophthirius multifiliis
Lineage: Eukaryota; Ciliophora; Oligohymenophorea; Hymenostomatida
Product: RNA binding domain protein
Exons: 3
Cellular component (GO): U2 snRNP; U2-type spliceosomal complex
Molecular function (GO): RNA binding
Source: RefSeq, a predicted model, not a curated record